Condylostylus longicornis is the source of this 1046-nucleotide messenger RNA. RefSeq lists its product as uncharacterized. Lineage: Eukaryota; Metazoa; Arthropoda; Insecta; Diptera; Dolichopodidae. The record is from RefSeq and is a predicted model, not a curated record. Bases 322 to 933 code for a protein of 203 amino acids. The transcript has 3 exons.
UAUUUGAUAAUAUUUUAUAAAGCUGAUUAUGAUGUAACAAGUGAUUUACAACAGAAGAAAGUCUUUACUAUUGACCAUGAGUUAAUAUAUAGGAUAGAGAAAGAUGACAAUAUUUCGAUUGAUGCUACCAAAUAUUUUAAUCAGAGUAAAUUAAGUCAUUCUUUUGAAAGCUCGUUCCGUUUUAAUGAAAUAAAAUUUACCGAUUUAAUUGGAUUAAAUUUUACUUUAAUUAAUUUACAAGAUGACCUUAAUCGAUUUCGAUUAUCAGUGAAAUUUUAUCAACGAGAAAAAAUCAUUCAAUGGGAGUAUCAACGAAAUGAAAUGCAAACCCUUCAUACAUUUGAUAUAAAAAAGAUUAAUGUUUUCGACGGGAAGUGGCAUACUUUCAAAUAUUUCUUAUACAAACCAAGUUUUUGUGGCAUAAGAUUAAAAACAUUUUUAGAUUGUAAGAUUUUACAAAGAACUUCAAUUUAUACUCAUGGAACUGAUAUAGAUUUUAAUAAAAAGCUUCUUUUGGAUCAAUUAAUAUUUUCUAUCGGACAUUUAACAGAUGAUGAUAACAAUAAUGAAAUGGUUCCAUUUGACUUAAAAAUAAUGAAAUUUUCAAAGAAUCUAGCUGAAAGUUUGCAUAAAUGUUGUCUUUUGAAAGAUGUUGAACAAUGCAAUAGCAAUUACAAUUCAUUGAGUCAUAUUACAAGUAAAUCAAAGCGAUCCAAAGAUGUUUCAAAUUUUGUAUUGGCCGAUAUGAGUAAAAAUAUUGAAGACCUAAGAAUUUAUGAUGAAUUCCAAUACGAAAAAAGCAAAAGUGGAAACUCUACUGGAAAGAAUGCAGAGUUUUUUAAGAAAAGGCCCGUUCCACCUGUGAUUAUAAUUAUUUAUUUUUUGUUCUCCUUUGGAUUAGUGUUGCUUUUAUUACUGAAGAGAUCUAAUUAAAAAUAAUGUAUAAAAGAAAAUUAAUAUUGAAAUUGUCUCAGAAUUAAAUUAAUUUAAUUAUAAGAGAAAGGUAGGCUCAUUUUCCAUCAACAAUUGUUUUUUACAUUCAACUA